AUCAUCGCAAAAAAUGCUAUUCCUGUCACGUGUUCUCUCUCAAAACAAAAUUGGAUCAUUGAAAGUAUUUUGUGACACAUUAAUCAUAAAAAUAAAGUUGCACCCGAAUUUUUCUUAAAUAUUUUUCAUUAAAAUAAAUUUAAAUUCAUAAAAAGCUCUUAAACAUUGCUCCCCGAAAUGAGAGAAGCAAAAGGGGAAAGUAAGGCAAGAAAAGAAGAGUAGUGAUUGUAAUGGGUCCUACUACUACUAAACUUGGAUGUUAUAAAAUGUAGCAAAUCCAUAGACGGCGACCCUGCAACCCUCACCAUCGGUUUAUCUCCAAACAAUUUGCCAAAAGCACUACCCAACUCCGCCACCAUGUGCUCUUUAGAGAGGCGCGGCAACCUCUUCAUCCUAACCCUCACCGGCGACGACGAGCACCGUCUCAACCCCGCCCUCAUCGACUCUAUCCGAUCCGCCCUCUCUCAAGCCAAGUCCCAAGCCACGCGCGCCUCCGCCCUCGUCACCGUCGCACACGGCAAGUUCUUCUCCAACGGCUUCGACAUCGCCUGGGCCCAAGCCGCCGGCUCCCCAUCCGCCGCCAGAGACCGCCUCUUCCACAUGAUCCACCUCUUCAAGCCCCUCGUCGCAGACCUUUUGUCUCUCCCGAUGCCGACGAUCGCUGCGGUCUCCGGCCACGCCUCCGCCGCCGGUUUCGUGCUCGCGCUCAGCCACGACUACGUGCUUAUGAGAAGCGAUCGAGGUGUGUUGUACAUGAGCGAGCUGGAUAUAGGCCUUACGCUGCCGGACUAUUUCACGGCGGUGCUGAGGUCGAAGAUCGGCGACCCGGCUGCCCGGCGGCGCGUGGCUUUGAGCGCGGCGAAGCUGAAGGCGGAGGAGGCGGUGAAGAUGGGGAUCGUGGAUUCGGCGCACGUUAGCGGAGAGAGCACGGUGGAGGCUGCGGUGCGCCAGGGGGAGCAGUUGGCAGGAAGGAAGUGGGAUGGUAAGGUGUAUGCCGAGAUGAGGAAGUCUCUGUAUCCUGAACUAUGUGUCGUGCUGGGAUUGGUUGAUAAGGCCGUUGUGUCGCGUCUUUGAUUGAUCAGCCGUUGUGCUGUGCCUUUGUGGCUUGUACUCUUAUCUUUAUCUCCUUUUUAAUGUUAAAUCUGUUCUAAAUAAUUAUUGAAAUAAAUGCCACGCAUUGACAA
This is a messenger RNA of Malania oleifera, 1184 nucleotides long. RefSeq names its product enoyl-CoA delta isomerase 2, peroxisomal-like. The transcript has a single exon. The coding region runs from base 358 to 1074 and encodes 238 amino acids. Gene Ontology annotation, cellular component: peroxisome. Lineage: Eukaryota; Viridiplantae; Streptophyta; Magnoliopsida; Santalales; Ximeniaceae. Gene Ontology annotation, molecular function: enoyl-CoA hydratase activity; delta(3)-delta(2)-enoyl-CoA isomerase activity. The record is from RefSeq and is a predicted model, not a curated record. Gene Ontology annotation, biological process: fatty acid beta-oxidation.